AUGCCGCCCCCACGGAUAGCGCCAUUAUGCGCGAGGCAACUACGGCCAACAAUCUUGCCUUCACAUCGACCAUGCCUCCUCCGCCAACACCUCCCAGCAGCUUCCUCCAUCCCCUCCGCCCACAACUUCAGCACUUCCCGUCCCCACCUCGACUGGCUGCUCCCGCGCUCCGGUGCCAACAAAAAAGACCGCAAAGGCCGACCACGCGUCCCCACCGGGGGCUCCACCCGCGGCACGACCGUAGUAUGGGGUGACUAUGGGCUCCGAAUGCGCGACCACGACCGGCGUAUCUCGGCCGCACAGCUCAAGAUCGGAGAAGACACGAUCCGGAAGCGACUCAGGGGCUUCAAGUUCCGGCUGUACAUGCGGAUCAGCGCGAACAUCGGGGUGUACACGUCCGGCAACGAGGUGCGCAUGGGGAAGGGGAAGGGGAGUUUCGACUACUGGGCGAGUAGGGUGGCGGUUAGUAAGGUUAUUUUUGAGCUCAAGGGGGAUUUGCAUGAGCAGAUUGUCAGGGAUGCGUUUCGGUUGGCGGGGAACAAGCUGCCUGGGCUGUAUGAGUUUGUGAAGAAGGGCGACCCGCCUGUGAUGGGCAUAACGAAGCUGGGCAAUGGCGUCACGGAGGAGAGUUUGAAGAGGCCGAGGCGGGAGCUCCCUCCGCCUAAUCUAGUGGAGACCGCAAGCCGGCUUCCUGCCGCGGCGUAG
This is a messenger RNA of Coniosporium apollinis CBS 100218, 705 nucleotides long. RefSeq lists its product as uncharacterized. The transcript has 3 exons. The record is from RefSeq and is a predicted model, not a curated record. NCBI's taxonomy places the organism in Eukaryota, Fungi, Ascomycota, Dothideomycetes. Gene Ontology annotation, biological process: mitochondrial translation. Gene Ontology annotation, cellular component: mitochondrial large ribosomal subunit; ribosome. Gene Ontology annotation, molecular function: rRNA binding; structural constituent of ribosome. The coding region runs from base 1 to 705 and encodes 234 amino acids.